GCCGGCGCGGCGUCCAGGCUCGGGGAGGAGGAGGAGGAGCCCGAGCCCGAGGAGAAGCUGCCGCCGCCGCCGCCGCCCAAGAUGUCUUUGCGAACCGCGCUGGCGCCGGGCAACGAACGCAAUUCCGAGGCGCACCAGCGCUGCCCCGUGGUGACGCUCGACCCGGCGCCCAUCCCGGUGACGCCGCCGCUGUCCCCGCAGCCCUCCACCCUGGCCAGCAGCCGCUCGGAAAAGGGCUCCUCAUGGUCCAGCCGCUCGCUGGGCGCCCGCUGCCGCAACUCCAUCGCCUCCUGUGCCGACGAGCAGCCGCACAUCGGCAACUACCGGCUCCUCAAGACCAUCGGCAAGGGCAACUUUGCCAAGGUGAAGCUGGCGCGGCACAUCCUCACCGGCCGAGAGGUGGCGAUCAAGAUAAUUGACAAGACGCAGCUGAACCCCACAAGCCUGCAGAAGCUCUUCCGGGAAGUCAGGAUCAUGAAGGGUCUUAAUCACCCCAACAUUGUCAAGCUCUUCGAGGUGAUCGAGACGGAGAAGACGCUGUACCUGGUGAUGGAAUACGCCAGUGCUGGAGAAGUCUUUGAUUACCUCGUUUCCCAUGGGCGCAUGAAGGAGAAGGAAGCACGGGCCAAGUUCAGACAGAUCGUCUCGGCUGUGCAUUACUGCCACGAGAAGAACAUCGUGCACCGAGACCUGAAGGCCGAAAACCUUCUGCUGGAUGCAGACGCCAAUAUCAAAAUCGCCGACUUCGGGUUCAGCAACGAGUUCACGCUCGGCUCCAAGCUGGACACGUUCUGCGGGAGCCCCCCCUACGCCGCCCCGGAGCUCUUCCAGGGCAAGAAGUACGACGGCCCCGAGGUCGACAUCUGGAGCCUGGGCGUGAUCCUGUACACGCUCGUCAGCGGCUCGCUGCCCUUCGACGGGCAGAACCUCAAGGAGCUGCGCGAGCGGGUGCUGCGUGGGAAGUACCGCGUCCCCUUCUACAUGUCCACGGACUGCGAGAACAUCCUGCGGCGCUUCCUGGUGCUGAACCCCACCAAGCGCUGCACGCUGGAGCAAAUCAUGAAGGACAAAUGGAUCAAUAUUGGGUACGAGGGGGACGAGCUGAAGCCGUACAAGGAGCCGGAAGAGGACUUUGCGGACGCGAAGCGCAUUGAAGUGAUGGUGGGCAUGGGCUACACCCGGGAAGAGAUCAAGGAUGCCCUGGCCUGCCAGAAGUACAACGAGGUCACAGCCACGUACCUCCUGCUGGGCAGGAAAAAUGAGCAGGCGGAAGGGGGCGAGUCCCGCACGGGCAGCAGCCUCUCCCUGGCCCGGGCGCGGGCGCCCAGCGAGGCCUCCAGCGGCAGCAGCAAGUCCUCCACGCACAGCAAGGGUCCCCGCAGCGCCUCCACCUACCACCGGCAGCGGCGGCACAGCGACUUCUGCGGCCCGUCCGCGGUGCCCGUGCACCCCAAGCGCAGCCCCACCAGCACCGGGGACGGCGAGCUGAAGGAGGAGCGGAUGCCGUCCCGCAAGGCCAGCUGCAGCGUGGUCAGCAGCGGCCGCGGCAUCCCGCCCUCCAGCCCCAUGGUGAGCAGCGCCAACAACCCCAACAAAUCCGAGAUUCCCGACCGGCGCAAGGACAGCGCGGUGAACACGAAUAACAUCCCUUCGAGCAUGAUGACCCGGAGGAACACGUACGUGUGCACAGACCGGCCCGGCGGGGACCGCCACUCGCUGCUCCAGAACGGGAAGGAGAACAGCUCCGUCACCAGCCGGGCGCCCCCAGCCUCCCCCUCCAGCCACAGCAUCGCCACCUCGUCCGGCUCCUCAGACCGCGCCCGGCUCUCCCGGGGCACCAACAUCCGCAGCACCUUCCACGGGGGCCAGGUGCGGGACCGGCGAGGGACCGGCGUGCAGAACGGGCCGCCCACCUCGCCCACGCUCUCCCACGAAGCCACCCCCCUGCCGCAGAGCCGCAGCCGGGCCACCUCCAACCUCUUCAGCAAGCUCACGUCGAAACUCACGCGGAGGGUCGCAGACGAACCUGAGAGAAUCAGGGGACCUGCGCUCACAAGUUGCAAUUUACCUUGGAAUCAAAAGGAAGCAGAACCCCGGUUGCUCCGAUUUACCUGGAAUGUGAAGCUCACCAGCGCCCGCUCCGCCGAAGCCAUCCUGGCCGCCCUCCGCCAGGCCACGGACUCUGCCGACUGCUGCUGCCGCCAGACAGAGCCCUUUGUCCUGACCUGCACGCACGAGCAGAGCGCCAGCGAGCUCUCCUGCUGCUUCGAGGUGGAGGUGUGCCGGCUGCAGCGGCUCGGCGGGCUCCACGGUGUGCUCUUCCGGCGCCAGGCCGGCACCUCCCUGGCCUUCCGCAGCCUGGUGGCCAAGAUCUCCGACCAGCUGCAGCUCUAGGGGUGGGCGCGGCCCCGGCCCUCUGCAGGGACUGACCCCAGAUGGGCGGACAGGACGGGGCCAGGACCUGCCCCCGGUGCCUGGAGGCCCGGAGUUCUCCGGGGCUUCAUCCUGCUGCCCAGUGGGGCGAGAAGCUGCUCUGGGGGGCCCCCCC
Molecule: messenger RNA, 2548 nt
Organism: Varanus komodoensis (Komodo dragon)
Lineage: Eukaryota; Metazoa; Chordata; Lepidosauria; Squamata; Varanidae
Gene: MARK4
Product: microtubule affinity regulating kinase 4
Exons: 17
Coding region: 82-2394 (770 amino acids)
Biological process (GO): protein phosphorylation; microtubule cytoskeleton organization; intracellular signal transduction
Cellular component (GO): cytoplasm
Molecular function (GO): protein serine/threonine kinase activity; protein binding; tau-protein kinase activity
Source: RefSeq, a predicted model, not a curated record